AGUACACGUCGGCUCCCUCGCGACCCUGCAGCUCGCCGAUCGCUUCGCACGUUUGUCUGGUUCGCCCCGGCAGGUGGAUACAAAAACAAACAGCAAACCAAGGGAUCAAUCGCUACCUAGCGUAAACCUAGGACGUCAUGCCAUCGCUGCACGUCCUAUUCGGACUGCUGUACCUAAGCAGCCUUUCGCUGCUGAGUGGACUUCACGGAGCGAACAGUGGAUCGACCGACGCCAGCAUCCCGCAUGCAGUCGGUGAGAACUGUGAUCACCACACGACGACCACCAGCCAGUUCGAGGAGUACUUUGACAUCGACCAGAUUGGCAACAACCGGUCGGAGCAGAAUGUGGUCGAUCUGACGCUGUUCGUGCAGGUGCACAACAUGCAGGAGGAGCUGGCGAUUCUGCUGUCGGCGAGCAACCGGUCCCGCCAGCACCCGGACUACGGUCAAACGUACGAGGUGCGGGUGAGCAACGUCUACACCGUCAUCUACCGGGAGACGCUGCGCAUGUCGGCGCACCACAGCCACAACUUCAACUUCUUCCCGGGCGAGCAGUUCCGGCUGUGCAUUCAGAUCACGCGCGCCGGUCACAUCACCGUCACCGUACCGGGACUCCAGAAGUCGCUGAUCCUCGUCGUCGAGGACGAGCGCACGCCGAUCGAGGUGGCGUACAUCAGUUUCGGUUCGCGCAUGAACGCGUAUCCGGUGACGAUCUACUUCAACUGUGUCAGCUCGGCCGAGGGUCGCGCCCGCCAGCGACGACCGUCGCCGUCCAAGGCCAUCACCAUCCACGCGGAGGACGAGCAGCAGCGCCAUCCGCUGCCGGACGUCGACAACGACCGUCCCGGCGGUGUCGGGCGCAACCAUGACCACACCGAGGACUCCAACGACGACGCUGACAACGACGACGACGACGACGAUGACAACGACAACGACGACGUUGGACACGGCAACGCCCAUCACACCACCGGACACAGCUCCGAGCCCGUCGAUGGUGACAGCGGCCGACAGCGACAGACCAACUCCGGAGGGGACGAUGGAACACAGGCCGCCCAGGGCACGGCCACCGCCACCUGUCCCGUCUGCCCGCGGCCGGAGAAGUGCGAGGUAGUAGUGAAGGCGUGCUCCGACACCUCCAAGGACCUGCUGAUGCAACCAACAUCCGGCAGUGACGGCGAGAAGCAGAAGUACUUCUUCUACUUCAACGUCUACCUGAGCCGGAAGGGCGAGAAGGGCAAGGCGACUGCGGGGGACCUGACACCGACGCUCGGCACCGCCAACCAGGUGCUGUGAAGCGAUCCCGACCAACCCGAUCCACAAACGGCGCAUAUCUUGACGAACCAUAUCAGAUCGCGCGUAGGAUUUUAAUUCUUUCUAUCUCUGGUAGCUUCAAUCGCAUCCAAUCUUUAUACCGCACCCAUCUGGUGGGGCUCUCUCUUACUCUCUCUAUCUCGCUUUGUAUGCACACAAAUGCAAAGUAGCCCAAAACGUGGCUCCAGAGCUCACAUUCCACAGGUCCGUUUACAGAGUACCUCUUCGCUAGCAGUAAUGUAGGAACACUUGACGGUGAUUUCGAUUCCAGCUAUACUUGAGCUUUCCGCUUCAUACCAAAUGAGCCUAAUGAGCUUAGGUAGGUAGAGACCCCUAGAUAACGUUCAGAUUCCGACUAGAUUAUAGCGCUAGCUCAUGAGUACCUUCGGGGUAUAUAUGUCAUUGGUACGUUUGCGGUCUUCAACCACUGGUGGUAUUUGCGCUGGAGUUCCGGAAACUGUUCCUCCGCACAGAAGCUACACAUUACAUUGCAUUGGAGCGUUAGGGGUUGACGAGGAUACGUACGCUUCUCCGCACUUCACUUUCUCUUACCUUCCACACGUUUGUUUUCAUGUCUCUUUUCGAAUUCCAAUCGAUGAGCGAGUUUAGCGAAUAAAACCUCGAGCAAUACA
Molecule: messenger RNA, 1942 nt
Organism: Anopheles coustani
Lineage: Eukaryota; Metazoa; Arthropoda; Insecta; Diptera; Culicidae
Exons: 3
Coding region: 138-1292 (384 amino acids)
Source: RefSeq, a predicted model, not a curated record